AUGCACAAGGACAAGAUAAUACUAACUGAUAAUGUGAAAGCUUGUCGUGGUUUCACGCAUUCAUACUCUACCGUGAUGGCCAAAAUGCUGACUUUGCUGGCCGUAUUAUUUGUGUCGGCUUCAGGCAUUUCUGAGGAUGCCAAUAACAUGUCGGAUCAGGAGCUUGUUGAUUACCUGAACAAAAAGCAGCAUUUUUUCAAGGCAGAACUUCCAAAAAUGUCGUACAAACAGUUCAAGGCACGCUUGAUGGAUCUUAAAUAUAUGAAAAUACCUGAGGAAACUGUAAGAGCAGAAAAGAUUGUUAUGAAUGAGGAUCUUCCAGAAAGUUUCGAUGCUCGAGAAAAGUGGCCCGAUUGCGUUUCUAUUAAGACUAUUAGGGAUCAAGCAAACUGUGAAUCUAAAGGAAGAGAUCAGAGAAUAAUCUCGGACUAUGAUAUCUUGGCAUGCUGUGGUUCUUGGUGCGGCGAUGGAUGUAAGGGAGGAUACAUGCUUAAAGCCUUUGAGUUCGUUUUGUUAUCUGGAGUAGUUACUGGUGGUUCAUACAAGGCAAAGGAUUGCUGCAAGCCAUACCCCUUCCAUCCAUGUGGUCACCACGAGGGUCAGCCAUAUUAUGGUGAAUGUCUGAAGGACAACGCAGAUACACCACCUUGCCGUAAGCUAUGUCAGAUCAGAUAUAAGUCGGAAUAUCCCGUCGACAAGAUCUUUGGAGAUUCCGCUGAAUUCGUCAAUGCGUCUGAAUUGGCAAUCCAAAAGGAAAUAUUUGAAAAAGGACCCGUUCAAGCAGGUUUUAUAGUUUACGACGACUUUCAAUACUACCAGAAGGGAGUAUAUGUGUACACAUGGGGAGCUGAAGCAGGAGGUCACGCCGUCAAAAUCAUAGGAUGGGGAGUAGAGAACGGUGUUAAAUACUGGCUCAUCUCAAACUCCUGGAACUCUGAUUGGGGAGAAAAAGGCCUCUUUAAAAUACGGCGUGGAACCAACGAAUGCCAGAUUGAAGAAAUGGUCGGUACGGUCACUAUGGAUCCUAAAUGAUCACAACAUUUUUGCACUAUCAAUAUGAGCAGAUGUGCGCUAAGCUACGAAAAGCUUGAUGCUUCUAAUGUUCUUGACUGUAUUCAAAAAUAUGAG
This is a messenger RNA of Cylicocyclus nassatus, 1128 nucleotides long. The record is from the annotation of a GenBank genome assembly. Lineage: Eukaryota; Metazoa; Nematoda; Chromadorea; Rhabditida; Strongylidae.